This is a messenger RNA of Zerene cesonia (dogface butterfly), 1532 nucleotides long. RefSeq names its product rabenosyn-5 (gene Rbsn-5). NCBI's taxonomy places the organism in Eukaryota, Metazoa, Arthropoda, Insecta, Lepidoptera, Pieridae. The coding region runs from base 96 to 1412 and encodes 438 amino acids. The transcript is spliced from 6 exons. Gene Ontology annotation, molecular function: metal ion binding. The record is from RefSeq and is a predicted model, not a curated record.
UUGUCACAAUAAAUUAAAUUUUCAGCUCAUAACAGAGAACAUCAUUUUUUUAUAUUUAAAGUUUUCUUUGAAAUGUGAAAAAGAAACACUAAAAAAUGGCUACAGCAAACGACGAUGAGAUAUUGGAAGGAUUUCUCUGUCCAAUUUGUAAAGCUGAUCUUAAAUCAGCAACGCAACUAACUAGCCACUUUGAAAGUCAACAUGAAGAGGAACAGGAUCUCUUACGAUCUCUGAAGGAUAUAUUUGGUAAAGCGAAGAAGAUAAUAUUAAACGCUGAUGAGAAUGACUUAAAGGAGACGUUUGACCGCGCGUUAAAGCUGAAUACCCAAGAUUUUGUCUUCCUCGAAGACGACCAGACAGUAGGUGUGUCUCGAAGCUCGAGUGAUUAUUUUCGAGCCGUUCGUUCAUCGAGACUGGAGCGAUAUGCUACAGAAACUAAUAAAUUGUUGAUAAGACUCGACAAAUUAAUCUGUAAUAUGCCGAAUGAAGCUAGCCAAAGGAAACAACAUGAGCAGGAAGUUGUGCCUUGGCUGGAUGGAUCGUCUGUGAAGUUAUGUCCUAAUUGCGCUAAGUCAUUCAGUCUCACAAAAAGGAAACAUCAUUGUCGGCUCUGUGGUUCCAUACUAUGUCAUGAUUGCUCCCUUUUUCUGGAUCUUAAUAUAGCUAGAGCGAUAAUAGACCCCUCCGCCCCUCAACCAGUGAAUCCGAACCAGGAAGUAACAGAAAAGAAUGGCCUCCGUCUCUGCGAACAUUGCUACAACUUAAUAGAACUCCGCAAGCAGGUGCAAGAGAGUCGCAACGCUAAAACCGUUAUUAUCACCUCGUAUGAGCAGAUGAGGAGCUUAAUGGACCAAGCUGCUCCAGCUGUGGCUAUGUAUGAAAAGAUGUGUCAAAGUCUCUUUGACGGUGAGACGACAUACAACUUGCAAGAUGUGAACGCAAUGCGCGGGAAAAUCGGCAAACUGGCCGAGGGUAUAGAUACGCUCAGUAAGCAGAUAGCCGGCCUUCACGCGCAGCCCGGCACCAGACAGGCGAGACUGCAAAACUCCGUUAGGCAAGCCGCAGCUCAUUAUAUUAAGGAAGAGCUCCUGUCGUUACGUAAACUACCCACUGAAGAACAAAUACAGGAAGUACGCAAGGAAAGGUAUGAAAGGGCUCAAAAGCAAGUGGAAAUGGAAAGGAAGAGGGCGGAAAGGGAAAGGGAAGGAAGGGAAGUGGAGCAAGCGAGUAGCAGCAGUAAUAAUAUAGUGCAUGAUGAUGACAAUCCUAUAUUGGAACAGAUGAAUAUAAUAAGAGGGUAUAUUAAAGAAGCUAGGAAGGAGCUGAGGUUUGAAGAAGUGGCUAUAUUGGAAGCAAAUCUCAAAGAAUUAAAGAAGGAAUACCAACUACAAAUGCUCUCAAACAAGUCCUAGUCAACAUUUAUUAUUUAAAUCUAUAAUCGUCUAUGUAUAAGUUCACUUUAUUCCAAGAAUACAAGACUUAGUAUUGUAAUAUUUAUAUUUAAGUAAAUGUAAAAUAUUCUAAUAUAAUAU